GAAAAUUAUAACCGGAUUCAAUUACACACCAUUAAUUGUUUUCGUCACUAAAUAUAUCUCUUAAAAGAGAUGGGCUCAUUGAAUUGUUAUUGCCUACCUAUCAUCAUCAUAGAACUUAAUAAGCACUAAAUGAAUUCAUACGUCAUACAUAACAGAGAGCCACACUUUUGGAUUACUGUUGCUCUCUCACGUAAUUAGAUUGUAAAUCCAAUUUAUCCGCCUCGUUAAACAAAGAGUUGUUAUGGAACAAGUGGAAGUAGAAGUCCGGAGAGAACCUGUUCUUCUUUUGUUUUCUUUUGCUUGGUGGAAUGUAAAAAAAGGGCAGUCUGAUUAAGAAGUAAAGCAAGCAAGUUGUUCGCACAUGGUUUUUUAAGUCAUCAUCAUCAUCGCUUUGAUCGAACCAACGAAAAACCAAAAACAACACCUCUCGGGAACCAUCAACAGCAGCAGCAGCACAAUAAUUACAACGAUAUUAAACGAGUAUUUGUUUAUUUUAAUAUCUGUAAAUUAUUGUCAACCUUUUUUUUUUAUUUUGUUUAAUAAAGAGAAUUCGCAACAUUGGUGUCAGGUGUGGGGUACGUCCGGACUCCUGUAGAAGCCCUUACCAUGCCUAAAAGAUCCAGUAAUUCUUCUUUUCUAAACUCCAUAACUAGAACGGUUCAACAAACGAUCGAUGAAGUGAUGGAAAGCCAACGACAGAGAGAUGAAGAGCUUAUGAGAAAUAUUCGAUGCCUGGAGAGUACGAUGGCCGCGAGACUCGAUGAAAUGGGACAGAGGAGACCCCCUACUGCCCUGGAUUCUGCGUAUAUGACCCAAGGAGUAUUCCCCAACCCUUCUCCAUCCCACUCCGAAUCACGGCCAUCCUCCCGUAUCAGUCAUAGUUCACGUGGCUCCAUUUCGCCUGCUUCCCAGAUCUUAUCACACCAUGGCAUAACUGCGAAUGCUGGAACAGAUCAGCCUAUUGCACACCAGUCACCUAGCGCGGCCUGGCAUACUGAUGCAUGUCAUAACGUUCCUAGGGUAGAGAACGUUGUACCCAUUGCGAACGGCCAUCAAAUUAAUUUUUCGACAGUUAAUUGUGAUCGUCCGAUCUGGAACGGUCAUAGUUAUCUCCCACCAAAUCAAUCAAUUAAUCCAGUCAUGAACAAUCCGGGUUUACACGAGAUCGGCAAUCACGUGCCCGCUGCCACAGGUAAUUUAUUUCACCAUAGUUAUCAUCAAGUUCCUCAUCCAGGGGCAACAAGGUUCGAAGAAAAUUGUAAUUCUACCACAAACUUUCCCCGUUUUGACCAAAUUUUUUUGGGGGAAUCCUUGCCCAACGGAUUAAAUAUGGCACCUCCCCUUCAUUUUAAUUAUCAACCAAACAUCUGUCGGGAACCUUCCAUGGCACGACCGUUGUUGAACAACCAUAUUACUUCCCAUAACCUUCCUAACAAACCAGCUUUUAAACCCCAUUAUAUAUCGACCUAUGACGGCACAACUUCGUGGAGUGACUAUGAGCGCCAAGUGGAAGAUGCCGCUAUUUUUUAUCAGUGGUCAGCAGCAGAGACACUUAUAGCCGUUACGUCCAACUUAAGAGGACGCGCUUUAAGUUUGUAUGGCACCAUUCCUCGCCAACCUCCCCCUACGUAUGAACAGGUACGGCAGGUUAUGCGAGACCGCUUUUCUUUGGACGCCCAGGCAAGCUACCGUCAUUUCCGUAAAUGCGUUCAGUCUCCAAAAGAAUCAAUCCAGGAUUACGCAACUGAACUGGAAAGAUUGUCUACGAAUGCAUUUAGGGGGGCGCCUAAUGAAGUCGUAACCCAAAUAGUUAUGCAUCAGUUCAUCGAUGGCUUGUAUGACACACACCUUCAGAGUUUGGUUAUGGCUAGCCGUCCUAGUUUUAUAACAGAUGCUAUGCGCACCGCCAUGGAUCUUCAGGCGCAAGACACCAGAACUAAACCUCGAAAUGUCUACAACGUGGAAGUAGACUCCGAAGGGUUGGAUCGACGUAAUAACAAGCCGAGAAAUCAUAGAAGCAAAAAUAAGUCGGGAAACGAGCCGACAUCGACUUGA
This is a messenger RNA of Stomoxys calcitrans (stable fly), 2055 nucleotides long. RefSeq lists its product as uncharacterized. The transcript has 2 exons. Bases 607 to 2055 code for a protein of 482 amino acids. The record is from RefSeq and is a predicted model, not a curated record. NCBI's taxonomy places the organism in Eukaryota, Metazoa, Arthropoda, Insecta, Diptera, Muscidae.